UGUAUCUAAUAAAUCAUAACCUAACAAACAAUGGAAAUGGAUAUAAUAACUUCCCAGCAAAAUUUGCAAGAAAAACGAGCGUCUUUAAAUAUUUUAUCAAGACCAGAUGGGUCUGUAAUUUUUAGUCAAGGUGAAACCACAGUUCUUGCGGGAUGUUAUGGCCCUAUAGAAGCAAAGUCACAAAAAAUCCUUACAGAUAAAGUUUGUGUAGAGGUCUAUUAUAGGCCAAAAAGUGGAAUACCCAGUAUUGGUGACCGUUCCUAUGAAGCUAUAAUAAAAAACGUUUGCGAAGUGGCUUUAGUGACUUCUCUUUAUCCAAGAACCUCAAUAAUGAUAGUUUUACAAGAAAUGCAAAAUUGUGGAGGGCUAAUUUCUUGUGCAAUAAAUGCAGCGUGUGCAGCUUUAUUAGAUGCCGGUGUUGAUAUGAAAUUUCUUAUUGGAGCCGUUUCUUGCGCUAUCAAUGAAGACAAUAUCAUCAAAUUAGAACCUCCCGCUUUAGAAUGGGAGAACUCCAAAGCAGGAUUCCUUUUCGUAUUUGAUAGUUUUGAAGGGCGAAUUGUAGCAUCACAUACAACUGGUUCAUUUAGUGUCAAUCAAUUUAAGGAGGCUUUAAAAACUUGUCGGGAUGCCAGUGGAGCUGUUUUUAAAUAUUUCAGGGAUAAGAUGAAGGAAAAUGUUAUGACAAAUGAUUUAAAAACUGAUUAGAUUUUAAUAAUAAACUUUUUUUAAUAUGA
Molecule: messenger RNA, 734 nt
Organism: Onthophagus taurus
Lineage: Eukaryota; Metazoa; Arthropoda; Insecta; Coleoptera; Scarabaeidae
Gene: Rrp46
Product: exosome complex component Rrp46
Biological process (GO): poly(A)-dependent snoRNA 3'-end processing; rRNA catabolic process; nuclear mRNA surveillance
Cellular component (GO): cytoplasmic exosome (RNase complex); nuclear exosome (RNase complex); nucleolus
Molecular function (GO): RNA binding
Source: RefSeq, a predicted model, not a curated record